AUGAAGACAAUUGAAGGACAGAUAGAAGAGAGAGGCCACUGGGGCAGUAAUGCAGAGUUUAUUUUAGCUGUGGCCGGAAAUGUGGUUGGACUGGGUAACGUGUGGAGGUUUCCUUACCUGUGCUACAAAUAUGGAGGAGGUAUAUUUCUGAUACCCUACCUCAUGUUUGUGGCUACGUGUGGAGUACCUCUGUUCCUGCUAGAGACAGCAAUGGGACAGUACACACAGGAAGGAGGCAUUACAUGCUGGAGUCGUCUCUGUCCACUGGCUGAGGGAAUCGGCUAUGCAGGACAGCUCAUUCAGGUGUAUGGCUGCAUGUAUUACAUCAUUAUUCUGGCUUGGGCACUCUUCUACCUCAUCUUCUCUUUCCGUUCCCAACUUCCAUGGGCCAGUUGUGAUAAUAUAUGGAACACAGACAACUGUGUAAAUCUUGCAGCAAAGAAUCUGACCAUCAGAUGGACAACACUGAUUAACUCAACGUCUGCCGCUACUGAGUUCUGGGAACGAAGAGUGCUGGCUCUCUCUGGGGGUAUUGAAGAGGUCGGUGAGAUAAACUGGGAGAUUCUUCUGUGUCUUGUUGCGAUGGGGAUCGUAUGUUAUUUCUGCAUCUGGAAAGGAGUCAAAUCUACAGGCAAGGUAGUGUAUUUCACAGCUACAUUUCCUUACGUGAUGUUGCUGGUCUUGCUGUUUCGUGGGUUGACUCUUCCUGGAGCUCUGCAGGGGGUUGUGUUUUACCUGUACCCUGAACCGUCCCUUCUUACUGACCCACAGGUUUGGAUGGAGACCGGAGCUCAGAUUGUUUUCUCCUACAGUUUGUCUGUUGGUGCUCUCACUGUAUUGAGCAGUUACAAUAAAUACAACAACAACUGCUACAGGGACUGCUUUUGGCUUUGCCUUCUGAACAGUGUCACCAGUUUGGUGGCUGGUUUUGCUGUGUUCUCGGUGCUGGGCUUCAUGGCCCAUAAACAGGGAGUCCCCAUCGAAGAGGUGGCAGAAUCAGGUCCAGGACUAGCAUUCAUAGCUUAUCCACAGGCAGUAGCCAUGAUGCCUUUCCCUCAGCUGUGGGCUGUUUGUUUCUUCAUCAUGAUUAUUUUGCUCGGGCUGGAUACACAUUUUGUUGCAAUGGAAGCUGUCGUUACAUCAGUGACGGACCUGUUCCCCGCGGUGCUGCGCAGAGCGGGACGGCGUGAAAUAUUCCUCCUGUUCUUCUGCAUCGCAUGCUUCAUGGGGCAACUCUUCAUGGUUUCAGAGGGGGGGGGGGUGUAUGUAUUCCAGUUAUUUGACAACUAUGCCUGCAGUGGAGCCUGUCUUCUGUUUCUGUCCGUGUUUGAGUCUCUGGCCAUGGGUUGGAUCUUCGGAGCAGAGAGAAUGUUUGACACCAUUGAAGACAUGACAAACUCACGACCAAACUACAUAUUCAUGUUGUGCUGGAAAUACCUGACUCCUCUUGUGUCCAUGCUGACUUUCGUCUGUUCUGUGGUGGAGUACCAGCCCCUGACUUUCAACCGUUGGUAUAUGUACCCGGACUGGGCGUAUACACUAGGCUGGUUACUGGCCCUGUCCUCCAUUCUGCUGGUGCCUGGAUGGGCGAUGGGCCGACUGUUAGCUGGGAAAGGAAGCCUGAAACAGCGUUGGCUUCACCUGUGUAACCCAGACACAAACCUUCUCCUCAGCAACAAGCAACGAAAUGUAAUGAAGGAAACGUAUUCCACCACAGAGAUGAAAGACUUGGUCAGAAUGAAUGUAGAGGAAUGUGAAAAUGGACAGUGA
This is a messenger RNA of Carassius auratus (goldfish), 1770 nucleotides long. RefSeq names its product sodium- and chloride-dependent GABA transporter 2-like. The record is from RefSeq and is a predicted model, not a curated record. Bases 1 to 1770 code for a protein of 589 amino acids. NCBI's taxonomy places the organism in Eukaryota, Metazoa, Chordata, Actinopteri, Cypriniformes, Cyprinidae. Gene Ontology annotation, cellular component: cell projection; plasma membrane. Gene Ontology annotation, molecular function: gamma-aminobutyric acid:sodium:chloride symporter activity. Gene Ontology annotation, biological process: sodium ion transmembrane transport; nitrogen compound transport; amino acid transport. The transcript has 14 exons.